GUAUUUUGUUCAAUUAAUUAAGUUGCAUAACCUACAUGCGCUAACAAUUUGUGUUGAUUCAAUCUGUGUAGGAGAUGAACGGUUACCGCCUUUUGAAAAGCCAGCCACGGCUCUUCUCUGAGCAUGGCCUCCUUUAAGGUAGAAGUAAUAUAGGAUUUGUGUUACGAAUGUGGGUGACUCCCGACGUGACUUGUCAUAGGAUAGAUGGGGACGGCCAUGAGGCACAGAGGAGGAAGGGGGAAGAACGCUAGUCAUGAUGCAGGCUCUACCAGACAACCAGCACCGAGUGACAUGGCGUAUUACCACCGAAAGAAGAUAGUUGUCUUGCUGCUGGUUCUCCUCGCUGUCCUGGUGCGGGUCUUCCUCUGGGACGGGAGGGUUGCGGAAGACCCCCCGCCUACUCUGUCAUGGUGGCAGACAACCAUCAUAUACCAGAUCUACCCACGGUCCUACCAGGACUCGGAUGGAGACGGUGUGGGUGACAUAAGAGGCAUCAUACAACGUUUGGACUACAUCCGGUCUCUUAGCGUACGAGCAAUAUGGCUGAGUCCUAUCUUCCGGUCUCCAAUGCGUGACUUCGGCUACGAUAUUUCAAACUACACUGAUAUUGACCCGACUUUCGGAAACCUGGAAGAUUUCGACAAUCUGAUUUCAGCAGCACAUGAUAGAGGGAUCAAAGUAAUUUUGGAUUUUGUGCCAAACCACUCCAGUGUCCUUCACCCAUGGUUUCAACUGAGCCGACAGGGCGUGGCACCAUACAAAGACUACUACGUUUGGACAAUCCCUGGAGAACCGCCCAACAACUGGUUGAGCCUAUUCCGUGGUCCGGCAUGGGCGCUGGACAGUGUCCGAGGUGAGCUGUACUACCACGCCUUCAUGGUGCAGCAGCCGGACCUCAACUGGAGAUGUGCUCAACUGGUGGAGGAGAUGGAUAAUGUGCUGAGGUUCUGGAUGAGUCGAGGCGUGGAUGGGUUCCGAGUUGAUGCCAUACAGAACUUGUUUGAGACUGAGAAUCUCUCUCUGAACGAACCUCCUUCUGGAGAUACUGACGUUGAGAAGGAUAACUGGUACUCAUUGCGACACGACUAUACAUUUGACUUGCCGGAAAUAGGUGGCGCUGUGAGACGAUGGCGGGAUGUUUUGAAUGAAUACGAGGCUCGGGAUGGAAAAGCAAGGUACCUGGUUGUGGAGACACUCUUCGACAAUGACGUAUCAAUAAGGAACCAAUACUACGACUACGGUGCCGAUAUGCCCUUCAACUUUGACUUUUUGCGGGUCAAUAGAUCAUGUGGAGGUCACUGUAUUCAGCAUUACGUGAACAGGGAGCUUGGCCAUCUUUCGCAAGGCCAGUGGCCGAACUUUGUGGUUGGUAACCAUGACAACCCUCGUGUCGCCAGCAAGAUGGGUAAAGACUUUGUGAACGCUGUCAACAUGUUGUUACUGACGUUGCCGGGAACACCCACAACAUACUAUGGGGAAGAGUUAGGGAUGUCGGAUGUCCACGUAUCCUUUGACCAGGGUCAAGAUCUUCAAGCUAAAGGCCAGGGCGAGGAGUAUUUCCGGAAGUACAGCCGCGACCCCUCGCGGACACCUAUGCAGUGGAAUGGAGAGAAACACGGCGGGUUCACAUCCGGUCGCGUGCCCUGGCUACCUGUCAGCGAGACGUCAUCAUAUGAGAAUGUCGAGCAUCAGACAGUUUCGUCACAGUCGUCUCCCCUGAAUCUGUAUCGGAAAUUGGCAGUCCUCAGAAACGAACCGUGUUUUCAAUAUGGCGGACUUGAAUAUGGCAUCGUUAACGACAACAUAUUUUCGUACACUCGUUCCACGCCAGCAGGAGAGAGCUAUCUUGUCACGAUCAAUUUUGGACAUGACGUGUCGAUCGAUAAUUUCGCUAACGCGUUGAACGGCGUGCGUCUUGGGGAGAUAACUCUCACUACAGAAAACUUUAAAUCCGGAAAAUAUCACAUUGGUGAUAAAAAAGAUCUAUAUCAGUUAGAACUGUACCCUGGGGAAGGUUUAAUAAUCAAACUAAGGUGAUGUAUAGCAAACAGCUAUCUCAAACUGUUAUUGCUUACUGGUUAAAAUAUUCGGUUUUACAAAAUUGUCUUUGGAAGAUGUAAGAAGUGACCGCAAACAUAAUCUGUAUUUAACAAAUCCCAGGUCGCUCCUCCUCUAGAAUAGUCGCUGACACCUCAGUUGUAAAUGUACUUGUUAAGUAUGGAUAUUUCAGCACCGAAAAAUGUAUUUAGGUCCUAAACACAAACCUUAGCGCGUUCCUUCCUUAAAAUUAAUUUAGGUAAUAUAAAAACGGCGUUUUUAGCGUUUAAUGGAGGGAACUUUAAAAAGUUGGUGGUCUAUCAUUUUCAGCUUCCGUCUCAAAUAUGAAUGAAAUAAUGUUAGUCAUAGAGCAUUUAUAAACACAACACUUUUUAUACCUCCAUGGGAUACGAAUUGUUGUCAUUUACGAUCCACCUGUGCUACAGACUGUUGAAGUCACACAUGUCGAUGUUUCUAGUUUUUAAAUCAUUGUACCUUAGUAUAUGUGUGCGUUAUUAUGUUAAUAUUGUACCAAGUCUUUUGUAAGUCCUGGUGGACUAUUUCAAUAUUCCUUAUACACCGUAUCUAUAUUUGACUUAAUACCCAAUGACAUGCACUUUUUUAAACAUGUUUAAAUUCUAAACAUUAUUUGUUUAAAGAUCAUUAAUUUGUAUAAAUCAUGAGGAUAAUACACUAUGAUAAACAUGUUUAACUUUGUCUAAAUUAUGGGGUGUUGUGUAAGCUUGUGUUUAGACUGUGAAACGAUAGCUCAUUUCACGUGUUUAGACCCAAAACGUGUUUGGAUGUUUGUGUUUACAUUCUGAACACAUGUUUACAGUGUGAGGAACGUGGCAACCAAAUAAUGCCAACGUCAGCAAUAUUUGC
Messenger RNA from Haliotis rufescens (red abalone), 2922 nucleotides. RefSeq names its product alpha-glucosidase-like. The transcript has 11 exons. The record is from RefSeq and is a predicted model, not a curated record. Gene Ontology annotation, biological process: carbohydrate metabolic process. NCBI's taxonomy places the organism in Eukaryota, Metazoa, Mollusca, Gastropoda, Lepetellida, Haliotidae. The coding region runs from base 205 to 2037 and encodes 610 amino acids.